This is a messenger RNA of Medioppia subpectinata, 303 nucleotides long. NCBI's taxonomy places the organism in Eukaryota, Metazoa, Arthropoda, Arachnida, Sarcoptiformes, Oppiidae. The record is from the annotation of a GenBank genome assembly.
UGCAAUACAAGAAAAUAUAAGGAAAUGUUUUGACAUUAAAAGUAAAGUUAUUUUUAUGACAUUUUUAAUUGCAUUUUGUUAUCAUUUCAUAGUAUUUAUGACAAUAUCUAAUAAGAUAUGACUUAUAAUCCGUUGAUCCCAUACUGCGAUCGCAUUAGUCAUCCGUUAGGGACGGGAACACUGAUCCGCAUCGCCGGCACUCCGAGUCCGUCGUGUCGUUGUUUCGCCAUUAACUUGCAAUGCGGGCCAUCCGUUAACCCGCGCGACGACAUCGCCCUCCACUUGAGCCCUGUCUUCACUCCA